This is a messenger RNA of Alligator sinensis (Chinese alligator), 3124 nucleotides long. It is a transcript of the gene MISP, whose product is annotated as mitotic spindle positioning. The transcript is spliced from 5 exons. NCBI's taxonomy places the organism in Eukaryota, Metazoa, Chordata, Crocodylia, Alligatoridae. Bases 33 to 2483 code for a protein of 816 amino acids. The record is from RefSeq and is a predicted model, not a curated record.
AGCUGGCCGGAGACGGACGGACGGACGGCUUGAUGCCCAGCCGGCCUGCAUCCUCCCUGCCGCUGGGCAGCGUGCUGGGCACGGACGGCAGCUCCAGGAGCUGUGCCCCUCAAGGGAAGAUGUUCAAGUACACCCCGCCCUGGCAGGUCCUCUGUGCCACCCUGGAGCCCCGGGCACAGGGACUGAAAGGCCCCGUCCCUGGUGCCGCAGUCCACUGGGGGUAUGAAGAAGCUGUGAUUGAUCCCGGGCCCGAACAACAGCUCUGGGGCCAGGAAGACGCACUGGAUGAGGAGCCUUCCUGGGAAAUGGAUAGAGUCACCCGCAAUCCGAUCUUCCACCUCCCUCAGGCAGCUCCCCAGGCCAGCCCCCCUGGCGAGAGGAAGUCUCAGCACAGCCACGAGGGACACGGCGGGCGGCAGGUGGAGAAUGGCCAUGGCUGGGGAUCCCACGGCGCCCUGGAAGAUGCAUCCGAGUUCCCAGCGGACGCCCUGGACAGCGGGAGGGACCUCUGGACGCCACCUCCAGACCGCGAGUCCAAGCUGGAGGUCGUGAGGGCCGGGACGCUGUAUGACCUCAGGGCUUACAGGGGGGAGAAGAAGCCCUCCAAGCUGUACGAGGAGGAUGAGGAGGAGCAGUACAGGUGCGUCCCGGCCGAAAUCUCCCCCGAGAAAGCAAAGGAGCUAGAAGAGGAGAGGCAGCAGGUCAUCAAGAGCCAGGUGGUGAAGAAGAGCUCCACCACGGCCGAGAGGUGCAGCUCCGUGGACGAGCUGAGCUCUGCAAAAAGCACGCCUGAGAAGAGCGAGGCCAAGCUCGGGGGCAGCCGUGCCCCCAGCUUUGCCAUCUGCUUCGACAGCAGCUCCCCCAGGCGGGCGCUGACGCCUGUCGACCGCGAGAGCAUAGACACGGAUCAGAUCAACUUCGCCACCGCCCGGCAGCAGUUCCUCCUGCUGGAGAAGGCCAACCCCGGGUCGCUCUUCAGGCCGGGACAGCAAGGCACAUCCCCAAAGCCGGAGUCAACCAGGAGAGCUUACGAGUGGGUAUGGCAGUGUCCGGAGCUGUUCCUUGGCACCCCCAGCCAGCGCGGGGAGGACGGGGGUAAUAUCGCCUACACGGCAGGUGUGGAAGAGGAGCCGUGUGCUCCCAAGAAAGCCGACACACCAAGGUCCCAUCCCAAUAGCGAAGCAACCUCUUUCCCCCAAGCAUCCUCCCGAGAAGACGUGGGCUUGAGCCUGGGCAAGAUGUCCACCGAGUCCAGCGCCGACUACGCCAGCGAUGGGAGCGUGUCUGAGGUCUUCGAGGCCCCGUUGCCAUCCGAGCCCGACAGCCAGGAUGGUGCCAAAGAGCCCAAAGCCAGGACCGAGACGCCCAUCGAGAGGGAGAUCCGCCUGGCGCUGGAGCGGGAGGAGACUCUGCGGAAGGAGAGAGGCCUGGGGAGGCAGUCGAGCAGCAGCGAGCUGGUGGAGAUCCACACCAAGCCCCUCCUCACCAUGUCCCGCUCACCUCCGCCGGGCAGGAAGGGGAAAGACAAAGGCCGUGCUUCCUUCUACGUCCAGCGGGAGAUCGAGCAGGAAACCCAGCGGGAGGAGGCGCUGAAGCGGGAAGGCAGGCUGCUGGGAGCCUACGACAAGGGGCCGCAGCAGGAGCUGGGCGAGCGCAGGAAGGUGUUCGAGCAGGACGAUGCCACGCCAGCCCCGGCCAAGAGCCCAGAGGCGCCAGCCCGGACCCAGACUGGCGCGCCCAUGAUGAGCCACGGUGCCGGCUCCAUGGUGGAUGCCGUGGACCUCCUCAGCGUCCAGGCUUAUCCGCCGUGCCAGCAGGACCCCAGCCUGGAGGGCUUCCCAGGGGCAGGGGCAGAGGGUGCUGAGGCCAGCACGAGGCCUGCCAAGCCAGGCGUGAUGAAUAGGGAGUACUUCUCCCUGCUUUGGAAGCCCAAGUUUUCCUUUGCCACAGACCAGGGCAGCGGGAGCCAGCAGCGUGCAGAGCAGAGUGCGGCGCGGCUGAGCGCCCACGAGGAGCAGUACACGCUGAAGUCCUGGAAGCCCCAGGCAGCCGUGCUGAUCGAGGAGGACAUCCAGCACACCCUGCAGCGGGAGCAGGAGCUGCGGGAGGAGCGGAGGAGGAGCGAGCGGCUGAGGCAGGGCAGCCAGGAGGAGAAGGGCUCCCCAUCACCGCUCUCCUCUCCCAGCUCAGGCGCCUCCGGCAUCAGUGGCAGCUACUUGGUGUCUGAGUCCCCGGUCUUUGCUCCUCUCUCCAUGAACGUGCCCAGCCCCUACCAGGGCUACUCGGGGAAGUCGAUGGCCCUGCAGAGCCCCCCGCUCGGCAGGAGGAAGUUGAAGCAGAAGGACGACAGGAUGUAUGCAGGCAUCGAGCCAAGCGACACCAUCAACACAGAGGUGGUCGAAAGCACUAGAGUGAUUCGCCACAAGAACUUGCUGGCCCAGCGCUGGGAGGCAGGACAGUUUGCCAACAAGGACGAUGACUGACGCUGCUUCAGGCCAGCCAAGACUCUGCGAUGCACUUGCGUGCGGUCCACGUCGGACCCCACCGGAAGCAAAGACUCAGCCCCUCCCCGAGCCCUUCCAGCUCCCGCUGACCCCCCAAAUGAAGACUGUAGACAUUGCACUGGUCCGAAUCGACAAGGCGACCGUUUACAAAUCUCUAGUUUGCGCUUGCUUAUUUUUUUCCCCUUCCCUUCUGCUCCAAGAGGACAUUUUAUUAUGGGGUUUUUUUUCCUUGAAGAUGGGAAAACCAGAUCACUUCUUCUGAAAUCUCUUUUGCAAAUCAACAGCUAGAUUCAAUGAAAUCAGACUGUAAUUUCACUCCUUUCCCACUGGAAGGUGCAUCCCUGCACUGGGGAAAAGGAGUCCUAUUUUGUUUCUGAAGAUGCUUUGGGUUAGGUAUGCCAGGUGGAAGCUGGCCUAAGAAACUAGCUGGACAGCCAGAUCUCUGGAUCUUUAGAAGCAAUCCAGUGGGCAAAUCAAGAUGUUAGACAUCAGUCAAUACGAUCUGCCGAGAUGCAGUGCUAUACACGAUACGUAUUUUUAAUGCUGUCGGUUAUUUGGAAAGAGGUAAUUUAUUAAAGAGUCACCCUGCUGCAUCAGCCUUCCAGGCUGCUCUUCUCCGU